UAGCGUUUAAAUAUCUCUGCUGCAAAUCGUUAUUUCUUUUGUUUUGCUCACUCUUUCUCCGAGGAGGCAGCCCUCUUUCCUUCCCCGCCUCUAAUCAUCUCUCUCUCUCGCGCUCUCUCCCUCCCCUGUAGAGCCUCUGCAAAAACCCAUGGACAGUUAGGGAGUUUUGUUAGAGUUUUAGUUACUUGAAGGUUCGUUGCUGUCUUUGCUGAUUUAACACUCUCUGGAUCUGAGUUUGGGGAGCUAUGGAUAUUCGGAAGAGAAACAGGACAGACUCCAAUCUCAACGCCAAUGGCGGCUUCAAGAAAUCUAAGCCAGAAAUGGACUCCUUAUCAAGUGGUAUAGGAAGCAAAUCGAAGCCUUGCACGAAGUUUUUCAGCACUGCUGGCUGCCCAUUUGGUGAGAGCUGCCAUUUCCUUCACCAUGUACCUGGUGGCUAUAAUGCUGUUGCCCAGAUGAUGAAUCUGCCUCCUGCCCCAGGCCCACGAGGUGCAGCAGCACCGACAUCUGUACCAAAUGGUGCUGGUUCAGCAACAGUUAAAACCAAAAUUUGCAACAAAUAUAAUACUGCCGAAGGAUGCAAGUUUGGCGAUAAGUGUCAUUUUGCUCACGGUGAUUGGGAGCUUGGCAAGCCUAUUGCGCCAUCACCACCUCACACAAUGAGUGCAAUUCCUGGACGAUUUGGUGGCCGCAUGGAGCCAGUUGUACCUGGACCUGCUGCUAGUUUUGGUGCUUCAGCGACAGCCAAAAUUAGUGUGGAAGCUUCCCUAGCUGGAGCCAUCAUUGGGAAGAGUGGGGUGAACUCCAAGCAGAUUUGUCGUCAGACAGGCGUUAAGUUAGCUAUUCGAGAGCACGACAGUAAUCCAAAUCUGAGGAACAUUGAGCUCGAAGGUACAUUUGAACAAAUCCAGCAGGCAAGUGCAAUGGUAAGAGAGCUUAUUGCCAGCCUUGGACCAGUAGGUGGCCCAGGAAGGGCACCUGCGAUUCCUGGAGGCCCUGCCCCUCCAGGGAGCAACUACAAGACCAAACUCUGUGAGAAUUUUGCGAAAGGUUCCUGCACCUUUGCGGAGAGGUGUCAUUUUGCACAUGGAGCAGCUGAGUUGCGCAAAUCUGGAGUUUGAGAAUUUUUCAUUCAGUCUAGUUGAUAUCCUUUCUCCUGAGUUUGAGUUGUUCGUAUGUAGCAUCUUCCUAGAUUUGCGAGCUAAACCAAUAUGGGUUAAACAACAAAUUUUCUCAGCAGUUUUUCUCCUAGGAAUUUGAGCUAUCUGGUUUUCGAUGCUUUAGCUACUAUAAUUGUUUUACUAUAUAUCUGAUAGAUACUAUUGAAAGUA
Coffea arabica (coffee) is the source of this 1331-nucleotide messenger RNA. RefSeq names its product zinc finger CCCH domain-containing protein 14-like. NCBI's taxonomy places the organism in Eukaryota, Viridiplantae, Streptophyta, Magnoliopsida, Gentianales, Rubiaceae. The record is from RefSeq and is a predicted model, not a curated record. Gene Ontology annotation, molecular function: metal ion binding; mRNA binding.